Effrenium voratum is the source of this 2733-nucleotide messenger RNA. The record is from the annotation of a GenBank genome assembly. NCBI's taxonomy places the organism in Eukaryota, Dinophyceae, Suessiales, Symbiodiniaceae.
AUGCGCGCUGCCUGUUCCACGGGCACAUAUAAGCUAUGGGGUUCGUUUUAUGCGGCUUGGAAGCGGUACAGCUCGACGCAUUUGGUCGGAUACGAUUUCUCAGCUAAGCCGUGUCUAGCUGCACGGAUUCGUCAAGCAGGUGCUAAGUUUGAUGGAAGACCGCUGCAAAUCGGCGAUUAUGUGUGCCGCAAAUCUGAUUGGUCAACAAAGGUGGGCCUCUUGAAGCAUGUUGAUAAACACAAUACUGCAUUGGUUCACUACAUUCACUACAAUUGCUAUCUGGAUGAGGAGUUUUGCCCCCUCUCCGAUUUGGAGCGUGCCAUUGCCACGUGUAGCAUAGAAUCGACCAGUCUGGAGGUACCAAUAUUUUCAGGAAGUCUGGAGGAGGCGACUGAGAAACUCUACUCGAGCGUUCGAGAGGCGGUGCUGAAAUUUAUCUUUCAGGAGACAAGUGGAACGCCACCACCAUUGCCAGCUUGCUUAGUGCUCUACCAUGAUUCGAGGAGUCAGAUUGAUGGUCCAAGGCCAGCAGGGUGGGCCAUGAAUGCUAAGAAAAAGGCUAAGCGAAAAGUCGAAGUGCGGUGCCUCCGCAGUAACGUCGAAAUGAUCCUGCCUCGGAAACAGGUGCGCCCGAUACCCACAAAUGUCAUGAAGAAAUUGCAGGCGUUCUGGGCAGAGUUGGGAUGCCGGAGGCCAAGCUUGCCUUUGGCCGAAGCCUUUCUUCCGACAGACGAAGCCAUCGAAGUGAAACAUUGUCACACUCUCAGCAUACACUGGCCUAGUGACCUCUUGCUUCCUUUCAAGGACAAAGUCUUUAUUUUGGGGCUCCCAAGAUAUUUUCGGAGACCAUUAAAAGCCAUUUGCCAACAGCACCAUGAGAUUCGCUUGCUGGAGCUUGCAGAUGGCCGCGGAUGGGUGGCUGAUUGGAUCAGACCUGCGCAAAUCGGCGAGUACGUGUGCCGCAAAUCUGAUUCAACGAAGGUGGGCCUUUUGAAGGAUGUGGAUGCCAGCUCUAAUGCACAGAUCCACUACACUUGCGGUUUGCAUGAGACCUCUCCCUUAGCCGAUUUGAAGCGUGCAGUUGCCACGUUUCGCGUGUCAAGCCCCAGGCUGCAGGUGCCUGUCUUUUCAGGAAGUCCGGAAGAGGCAGCUCAGAAACUCCAUGUGAGCAUUCGAGAGGCGGUGCUAGAAUUUAUCACGGGGGAGCGGCGACAGCCAAAUCCAGGGGAACUGGUGUGCUGCCAUGAUGUGAAUCAAACUGGUCCAGGACAAGUAGGGUGGGCGAUUGUGAAUGGCUACAUCAAAGAGGGCAAUGCAGUUGUACAGUGCCUCCGCAGCGGCGUCGAAACGGACAUGCCUCGCGCGCAGGUGUGGCCAAUGGGCCAGAAGCGGAGGCAUGCGUUGACAAACUUCUGGCAGCAGUUGGGACGCCAGCAGCCAAACUUCUCUUCAGCCGAAGCUUUUCUCUCGCAGUACGAAGCUAUUGAGGUGAACCAGUGCCGCACCGUUAGCCUGCACUGGCCCAAUGACCUCGUGCCGCCUUGCUUACCCGAUAUAGGUGUACGUUUGCCUGUAGCCUGCGGGGAGUUGGAAGCCCUUUCCCAACAGCACCAUGAGAUUCGCUUGCUAAAACUUGCUGAUGGCCGCGGAUGGGUGCCUGAUUGGCCCAACUCCUUUCAGGCGGCUUUGUGCAGGUUCGCCAAGGCAGACGAGACUUUCGAGAAUCUGAGAUAUCUGAGAAAGGCGUGCGUGCAAAGCCUGCUGGAUUUCAGGAGGGCUACCUCAGAGCUCAAGAGCCUGAAAGCCAUUGAAGACGCGCUGUCUUCCCACGUGGCCACGGCCUACAGCAGAAGUUUCUCUUUCACUCCGGCCGACUACGGCGAGCGCGGAGGGUUCCCCUACUUCAAGCCCUGUGGCUGGAGACGAACCGCCCGGGCGGCAACGAAGGAGUUUCUUCAAGAAUGGCCGGUGGCAUAUCAUGGAACCAGCCUGGAGCGUGCAGUUCUCAUCUUCGCCGAGAAAUUUAUUUGGGACCCGGCAUAUGUGCACGGCAACCGGCACGGGCAGGGCAUAUAUGUGAGCCCCUCGAUCGAGUAUGCGGCGCAUCCUGUGUACUCCACUCUGUCGCCAAGUGGUGAAAACACUUGGAUUCAGGCCGUGCUCCAGCUGCGCGUGAAACCUGGCAGCUUCAGCUCCCACCCUGCGAGCCUCGCGGGGAAAAGGCGGCACUGGGACUCUGACUUGGCCUUCGACCCCAACUUCCGCGCGUGGAGCGGCUUGGAGUGGCUCAUCAGCCCCCAGGCCGUGCAGGAGGGGGCCAUCCAAGUCGCAGGCGUCAUGUUCAGGGAGCUGGGGGCACAAGCGGAUCCUGAGCUGUACGGAGUGCUGGCCACCCAGGUCACGGAUGGCGACAAGGGGCCGGAGUACGAGUGGACUCGGCUGCUGAGGGAGCAUUAUCGCCGAGAGCGCUAUUUGCGGUCUGUCACUCGGCUCAUGGCCGCGGCCCAGUACGGCUCCGUGGAAGGCAUCCAUCGACUCUAUGCAGAAGGCGAGGCCCUGGACGCCCGUGACGUGCGCGGCUGGACAGCGCUGCACUUUGCGGCCUAUGAGCUGCACUACGAUGCCUACGUGACGCUGGUGCAGCUGGGGGCGGACCCGCAGCUUCAGAACUUCAUGGGCCAAACGCCGGUGAAGGAUUCGCCAGAACUAGGACCUAGUUCUGGCGCGUCCUGA